ACCGCCGAGGAGGAGAGGCUCAUCAUCCAGCUCCACUCCAAGAUGGGGAACAAGUGGGCUCGGAUGGCCGCUCAUGUAAGCUCCCUGUUUGAUGCCAUGCUUCACUUAUACAUGAUAGCAGUUGAGCUUGCUGUUCUUACCUCCUCUGAAGAUUUCCCCUGAGUCAUGGUUACAUGGGGUUAAAAGCUUAUAAGUUUACUUGUUUUUUUUUUUUUGCCUAAUCUGAUGAAAACUGCGUUGUUAUCUAUGAUAUGCGUAGUUUUUCAGGCACGCCUAACUUGAUGUUUCCAGGGAGAAUUUGUGUGCUAUUUUGAUCUUUUUAGUGUUUAUAUAGACAAUUUUUAGUUCAAUUUGUAGAAUUCGUUUAUAGUGAUUGCUUUUAUUGAAGAAUAAUUCCAUGGAUUAUAUCAAGUGAAGUAUUUUGCUGCAAGGAUUAGAAUUAUGUUACCCACUAUUUUCCUUGUGUUUUAUGCUUUUUCUAGUGCAAGACAGAAAGUUAACAUCAAACUUUUGGUUUUAAAAUUACGUUUUGUGAUUUUUAAAAGGACUCUCAUGUAGCACAGUAGCAACCUGCACGAAGCCCUGCUGCUUUCAAGUUCCAAAAUUGAUUUCCAACACCUAGGUGCUAAGAUUAAGAUCUGAACGUCGUUCACUUUUGCAUAGUUCUUUUUUUGCUUUAUCUUCUCAAGUUCAUAUGUGAGACAUGAUCCUAUGGAACGACAGGAUUAGGUAUUUAUUCUUCGUGUGCGAGCAGCAGAGAAUACAAAUAGUGUUUCAUCGCUAGCUUUGUUGUUACUGAGAGCAAGUUGUCUACAUCAAAGGUUUUAAAAUUGUUUGGUGCAGUUAUAUGCCUUAAAUCUGUUCAUUUUGGAUUAUUAACUGUGUUAGUGUUUGUCGUAUAGAACUAUAAACAACAUAAUGACAAUUCACAAGGUAACACAAUUGAUGUAUUUCAGUGUGGUCAAGUAGCGUUUAGAGUAACCAUGUAAGGCCUUUCAACCUUGUUGAAUUUCAUGAUCCACAGAAUUGGAUUAAUUUUCUGUCAUGAUAGUGUGAACUUACUGAGUUUCUAUGAUAUUUUUAACUGAUCAAAUUUGUACUCACAAUGACGCGAGUGCAAAUUAGGCUGCUGUCUGCCAAAUAAUUUCAUAUGCUUUCCUGUGUAUCUAAGUCUUUUGAGUAUGUUCAUCAUUUAUCCUGAGCUCUUUGCACAUGUUUUCAACACUUCUUUUUAUACCUUGAGCACAUUUUCUCAGUUACCAGGCCGCACUGAUAAUGAAAUAAAGAAUUACUGGAAUACUAGAAUAAAGAGAUGCCAGCGAGCUGGCCUACCCAUCUACCCUACCAGCGUAUGCAAUCAAUCCUCAAAUGAAGAUCAGCAGGGCUCCAGUGAUUUUGACUGUGGCGAGAAUCUGUCGAAUGAUCUUCUGAAUGCAAAUGGUCUUUACCUACCAGAUUUUACCUGUGACAAUUUCAUUGCUAAUUCAGAGGCUUUACCUUAUGCACCGCAUCUUUCAGCUGUUUCUAUAAGCAAUCUGCUUGGCCAGAGCUUUGCAUCAAAAAACUGUAGCUUCAUGGAUCAAGUAAACCAGACAGGGAUGCUAAAACAAUCUGAUGGUGUGCUUCCUGGAUUGAGUGAUACCAUCAAUGGUGUACUUCCCUUAGUGGAUCAAUUCUCAAAUGACUCUGAGAAGCUCAAUCAGGCUGUGGGUUUUGACUAUCUCCAUGAAGCCAACUCUAGCAGCAAGAUUAUUGCACCUUUCGGGGGUGCACUUAAUGGCAGCCAUGCCUUUUUAAAUGGCAACUUCUCUGCUUCUAGGCCCACAAGUGGUCCUUUGAAGAUGGAGCUCCCUUCACUCCAAGAUACUGAAUCUGAUCCAAAUAGCUGGCUCAAGUACACUGUAGCGCCUGCAUUGCAGCCUACUGAGUUAGUUGAUCCCUACCUACAGUCUCCGGCAGCAACUCCUUCAGUGAAAUCUGAGUGCGUGUCGCCAAGGAAUAGUGGCCUAUUGGAAGAGUUGAUUCAUGAAGCUCAGACCCUAAGAUCCGGGAAGAACCAACAAACAUCUGUGAGGAGUUCUAGUUCUUCUGUCGGUACGCCAUGCAAUACUACGGUAGUUAGCCCAGAGUUUGAUAUGUGUCAGGAAUACUGGGAAGAACAACAUACUGGUCCUUUCCUCAAUGACUGUGCUCCUUUCAGUGGCAAUUCACUCACUGAAUCCACCCCUCCUGUUAGUGCUGCAUCACCUGAUAUCUUUCAGCUCUCCAAAGUUUCCCCAGCACAAAGCACUUCAAUGUGUUCUGGAGAGCAAGCAAUGGGGCCUAAAUAUGAACCUGGGGACACUUCACCUCAUCCUGAAAACUUCAGGCCAGAUGCAUUGUUUUCUGGGAAUACAGCGGACCCAUCAGUUUUCAACAAUGCCAUAGCAAUGCUUCUGGGCAAUGACUUGAGUAUCGAGUGCAGACCCGUUCUUGGUGACGGACUUGUGUUCAAUUCUUCCUCAUGGAGCAACAUGCCACACGCCUGCGAAAUGUCAGAAUUCAAAUGAAUUCUGUAUUUGAUAUUUCCCAGACGCUAAAGGAGAGAUUCUUGGCUCUAUCAGAUGUGCUCAUGUGCAACUAGCCCUUUUGUCCAAUAAAGUGCAUGGAGAUGAGCCGGUUAUUUAUUGUUUUAUUUUUGUAUUAGAGAACCCUUUUUGUCAUCUCUAUUGCCCGAAUUCUGUCUGGAAAUUCGUCGUUUUUUGUUUCAACAAUGUCAGACCUGUUUGUUGCAUUUGUGAUGUACUAUCUUGUUGAACAUUUACCACUUGCCAAUCAAUAGGAAUUUGUUACUACACACCCUGUUACAUUUUCUUUUUCUGCAACCUGCAAACCUGGUACUCGAAGUCAAGAGUUGUUUUAUAGGUAAGCAUGCUUUGCAAAUGCACUGAUUCAUUAUCAUAUUUAGACUUGCCCAUGGAAAGCAGCAAUGUUGUGGCUCCAGUUUUGGCUUUUGGAAUCUGCUUGCUUUAGCUGGUGGCUGAAGAGAAAAGGAGCCAUAAGCCUCGGAGUUGAAUGAUUAGAGCUGGCAUAUAUGGUUUCACGGUUGGAACCCAACUCAAGUUGUCAUGUGUGACAUGAUGAACAAGUUGCGACAUUACACGAUCACAAAACGAUAUACCUAAUUUCCU
This is a messenger RNA of Oryza brachyantha (malo sina), 3170 nucleotides long. Its product is annotated as transcription factor GAMYB. NCBI's taxonomy places the organism in Eukaryota, Viridiplantae, Streptophyta, Magnoliopsida, Poales, Poaceae. The coding region runs from base 1182 to 2549 and encodes 455 amino acids. Gene Ontology annotation, biological process: regulation of DNA-templated transcription. The record is from RefSeq and is a predicted model, not a curated record. The transcript is spliced from 3 exons.